AUGUCGGCCGUAGAGAAGGAAAUACUCAGGAUACUGGACAUAGAUGACACUGUGGUGUCAGAGUUUGUUUUAAACAUUUAUGCGCAGAGCGAUGACAUCCAAAGCUUUAAGAAACAGCUUCUGGAUCUAGAUGUGGGAAUCGAUGAAGCGCGUACCGAUGAGCUAUACUGCUGCAUAGAGAAACACAAAGGGCAGAUACCAGGCGAUGGCGAUGCAAGUGGUACGACAAACGAGCUACAACAGCUGCUGAAGGCGGAGCUUGGCGUGGACGACCCGGUGGUCGCCGAGUAUGUUGCAGACAUCUACUCGAAGCACAAGUCACUGACCAAAUUUCAUGAAAAACUCUCCGAGAUAGACAGUGGGCUGAGUUCGGCUUCGAUAUUCAAGAUCCACAAGCUUCUGAGGCAGACUUGUCCCACGGGGGAGAAGACCGAAGCGCCCAAGGCGGACGUCUCAGCACUCUGCCUGCCGAAUCGAGAGGCUAGGUGGGAUGACAUUAGAGGCGAGGGCUUCAUGGAGCCGGAGUUGGAUGUCACGCCCAUUGAGGGAAAAAUCUACCGCGCAGUUAUUCGCAACAUCAAGCCGUUCGGAUGUUUUGCGAGGGUAUUGGGAACUAAACGCAGCUGUGAAGGCCUCAUACACAUUUCGCAACUAUCUCACAGUAGAGUGGGGUCUCCUAACGAUGUGGUUUCCGUUGGUGAUCACGUAUAUGUCAAGAUAACCAAGGUGCAGGAUAACGGGAAACUUUCUUUGAGUAUGAGGGAAGUCGAUCAAGCUACCGGGCAGACUGCCACUGUCAAUCGCGGCAGAUCUGACGAGCGUACAGUAUAUCGUCGUCAGCUUAGCUCGCCUGAAAGAUGGGAGAUACGGCAAAUGAUACAAAGCGGCGUUUCGUCCAUAGAUGACUACCCAGAACUCAAGGAAGAACUCAGUCACCUGCAACAACAGACCCAGGUCGCUGGGAGCAAGCAUAGUAAUGAGAGUGAUGAACUGAUAGAUGUAGAACUGAAUACGGAGCAUGAGCCGAAGUUCCUGUCGGGACACACAGCAACAGCUAAGAAACCCGAACUCCCCACAAUUGUGAAGCUGCCAAAGGGAUCUCUAAAUAACACGGCCAUGACAGGGUCGAAACUGCUGCAAGAACAUCGGCAAGAGAAGCUAGCCCUCCAGAAAAGUACCGAUAAGAAGGAAAGAUUACUCAGAGAACUGGAUGAUUCUGGGCAUAAAAAGAAAGCGUUCGAAGAUAAACAACGGGCCCUUACCGCUUGGGAACGGAAACGGAUGGCCGAAAAGGUGACCUAUGGCAAGAGGACCAAUCUAUCAAUAAAACAGCAAAGGGAAUCGUUGCCUGUGUUUAAAAUGCGUGAAACUUUGGUCAGUGCAAUUAGAGAUAACCAGUUUUUGGUCAUUGUCGGUGAGACAGGUUCCGGCAAAACCACACAAAUAACUCAAUAUUUGGAUGAGGAAGGAUUUUCAGUAGGUGGAAUGAUCGGAUGUACACAACCACGUCGUGUGGCAGCAGUAUCGGUUGCUAAAAGAGUGUCAGAAGAAAUGGGUUGUAAGUUGGGUGAAGAUGUGGGAUACACAAUUCGAUUUGAAGAUCAAACUUCCCGUAAAACCAGGAUUAAAUAUAUGACGGACGGUAUGUUACAAGUAGAGGCUUUACUUGACCCAACUAUGUCCAGAUAUUCCGUUAUUAUGCUUGAUGAAGCGCAUGAGCGUACCGUUUCUACUGAUGUUCUCUUUUCCCUUUUGAAGCAAGCUGCCUUGAAACGUCCAGAUCUUCGCGUGAUAGUGACAUCUGCGACACUUGACUCAGAGAAGUUCUCCAAGUAUUUUCUUGAUUGUCCUGUCAUCAAGAUCAGCGGUAAAACGUUCCCAGUUGACGUUAUUUACUCAGAAACUCCUCAACUAGACUACAUUGAAGCUGCUCUUGAUACAGUGAUGGAGAUCCAUAUAAAUGAAAGCCCGGGUGAUAUACUAGUGUUCCUGACUGGUCAGGAGGAAAUCGAUGCAUGUUGCGAAAUCCUUUAUGAACGAGUACAAGCCCUGAAAGAGACAAUUCAAGAACUGCUGAUACUUCCGGUAUAUUCUGCACUUCCCAGCGAAGUUCAGUCCAAGAUAUUUGAGCCUACCCCAAAAGGUUCCAGAAAGGUGAUCUUUGCAACAAACAUUGCAGAAACAUCCAUUACGAUCGACGGUAUUUACUACGUGGUGGACCCCGGUUAUGCGAAGCUCAAUAUUUAUAACCCGAAGAUUGGUAUAGAACAAUUGGUUGUAUCUCCCAUAUCCCAGUCUCAGGCGGAUCAACGUAAGGGAAGAGCUGGUCGGACAGGUCCUGGCAAGUGUUAUCGGUUGUUCACAGAGGCUGCCUUCCACCGGGAAAUGGUUCCGAAUUCGGUACCAGAAAUCCAGCGACAGAACUUGGAGCACACAAUUCUCAUGCUCAAGGCCAUGGGCAUUAAUGACCUACUGAAUUUUGAUUUCAUGGACCCGCCCCCUCGGUCGUCUAUGGUGCACGCGCUGGAAGCGCUAUACAAUUUGCAAGCACUGGACGAAGACGGGUACCUGACACAGCUUGGGAAAAGAAUGUCCCAGUUUCCGAUGGAGCCGGCCCUUUCAAAGUCGCUGAUUGCUUCCGUAGAACAGGGUUGUUCCGACGAAAUCCUGACCAUUAUUGCAAUGCUGUCGGUACAGAACGUUUUUUACCGGCCUAAGGACAAAAUCCAGGAAGCAGAUAAUCGAAAAGCACGGUUCCACCAUCCCUUCGGAGAUCACUUGACUCUGCUCAACAUCUAUAAUCGGUGGCAAGAAAACAAUUUCUCGAAGUCUUUCUGUGCUGAGAACUUCCUGCAUGAACGCCAUCUCAGGCGCGCGAAAGACGUGAAAGAACAACUCAAGCGGAUAUUCAAAAACUUAGACUUACCUAUAAGAAGCUGUCAUGGCAAUGUUGACCUGAUUAGAAAAACGCUGGUAUCCGGCUUCUUCCGAAAUGCGGCUAAGCGGGACCCACAAGUGGGCUACAAGACCAUAGUGGAUGAGACUGCCGUCAGCAUCCACCCCUCCAGUUGCCUUUUUGGAAAGGAAUGUGACUAUGUCAUAUAUCACAGUCUGGUCCUGACUUCCAAGGAAUAUAUGUCGCAAGUGACGCUAAUAGAUCCUAAGUGGUUAAUGGAAAAUGCACCUCAUUUCUACAAACUCUCUGAUCCUUCCGGCGAAAAGCAGAAGCGUCUAAAGAUUGUGCCAUUGCACAAUAGAUUCUCCAAGGAUCAAGACUCAUGGCGCCUAAGCUCUAUCCGCCAAUCCAAGGAGCGUGCACUAGGUAUUAAGCGCUAG
Molecule: messenger RNA, 3336 nt
Organism: Eremothecium gossypii ATCC 10895
Lineage: Eukaryota; Fungi; Ascomycota; Saccharomycetes; Saccharomycetales; Saccharomycetaceae
Gene: PRP22
Product: DEAH-box ATP-dependent RNA helicase PRP22
Exons: 1
Coding region: 1-3336 (1111 amino acids)
Biological process (GO): spliceosomal complex disassembly
Cellular component (GO): intracellular anatomical structure; catalytic step 2 spliceosome
Molecular function (GO): RNA binding; ATP binding
Source: RefSeq, marked provisional